Molecule: messenger RNA, 9702 nt
Organism: Mirounga angustirostris (Northern elephant seal)
Lineage: Eukaryota; Metazoa; Chordata; Mammalia; Carnivora; Phocidae
Gene: CEP295NL
Product: CEP295 N-terminal like
Source: RefSeq, a predicted model, not a curated record
GUGGUUGUUUGGAAGAGUGGGGAGAGGUCAUCGUGUAGUAGGAACAGCUGUUAGUCAUGGGGACCCCAGACCUACACUGUGUCCCUGGAGUCUGAGGUUGCAGGGAAACCCGAUGAUUGACAUUGUCAAGGGACAUUUAGUAAGCCACCAGUUGGGUUAGCCGUAAGUGGCCCACUUGGCUAGCCUGGUAUCUCCCAAGAGUUUGGAAGAGUCUGGGCCUCGUUCUGAGUCUGAAGCUGGUCGAGGGGAUAACAGAGACACGGGCCUGGCUGCCUGUCCAUCUUGGCCUUCCAGAACUGUCCCAAACAGGCUGUAUGUCAGGGUGAUUGAUGGUGAAACAUACAGAUUUAUAAGCCCCCACCCCAGGAUUUUGGUGCAAAGAUCUGCCGUGGGGCCUGGCCAGGACUCCUGUCUACCACUGCCCCAGUGAUUCUGAUGCAGCUGGUCCAAAACCCAGCUGGCUUUAGGAACUACCACUCUGGAACUUGGCUGGGAGUCAGGAAGUGGGCAAACCUCGAGGCUCUGGGUGUCACAGAGUGUAUUUUUAGAGGCUAGAGCUCAGAGAAAUGGAGUUAAAAAUGUUUCUGAUGUUUGUUUUAUCCGGGCUUGGCUUGGAUGCCUCCAGUGAUGGGUGUCUCACUACCUACCAAGUCAGCCCAGUGAUUUCAAGACAAUCCUGUAGGAAGUGCUUCUUUCCACCUGGCCAGUUUCUGCCUCCCUGUAAUGUGUUCUUGGUCUAGCUCAGUCAUCUGGAGACGUGCACAGUAAGUACCAUCCUCUUCCCCAGACAGUGUACUGAGCCUUUGGGUGUUUCUAAGGGUGAUGAGUGCUGUUAUUUCCAUUAUUUCACAGAGGAGCAAACUGAGGCGUCCGGAGUUAGGAAACUGGUACCAGGUCACACAUCUAAUACUCUUAACCACCACACUGUGCUGUUCUAGACUUUUCUAUCACCUGCGAGCUCCACUCCAAACAUUCUCAGUUCCUCAGGACUUCUCUUCCUCGGACAGGUUUUUCAUUCUCCUCCUGAACUCAGGCGACAUCCUCUUCCCCCUUCGUUGAACACUCACUAGAGAGGUUUUCUGAAUUCUUUCUGGGAAGUCCAGUCUCUCCAUUAUUUAAGUUUUCUCCUUAUUUAGUGAAGUUGCACGGUUGUCAUUUAUCGUCUAUUUCUUAAUUAGGUGAAUUCAUAAGCGUUUCAGUAGUUACACUAUGAUUAUGAGACUCCCACCGACAUUGUUGAAGUAGACGUUGUGAGCUAUCGGCGCCUCUUUGAGGUUAUUUAGACUCAAGUCUGUCAGCUGCGUGCACAUGGGCUCCAUCCUCUGUCUUUACAGCUCUGUGGUGCUCAGACAUUCACCGGGCCUUCCUGUGAGCCACGGGCUGUUUGCAGAGCCUCACAGACCACCUCGCUUGAUCCGGACAGCCCGUGGGGUGGGAGCUCCUCGGGCGUGGGCCUGCCUCUUCCACGUGCCCUCCAGCUCAGCACGCCAAGGGCCUGGAACGCCCAGCUGGGGUCUGACCCAGGUAUCGCCGGGCUGGACUAUUGCCCUGCUUAUUCUAGGCCCCUCUGUCCCCACGGGUAAAGAUCACACCGCCUCUGUGGGAGGCCACACAUCUCUGCCGACCUGCUCCCACUCUGCAUUUGUGCAGUUGGUUUUAGGGGGCCCACAUGCGAGUUGUAAAUGUCUUCCCAGUACGUGGUGCCUUGUUAGAUUUGGCCAGGUAUCCAGGCCCGUUAAAAAUCUUCUGAGCUGGAAGGGCACCUGGGUGGCUCAGUCCGUGAAGCAUCUGACUCUUGAUUUCGGCUCAGGCCAUGAUCUCAGGGUCAUGAGAUCGAGCCCUGCGUCGGGCUCCACGCUCAGCAGGGAGUCUGCUUGGGAUUCUCUCUCCCUCCUCCUCUGCCCUCCCCCUGCUGUCUCGCUUGCUCUAAAUAAGUAAAUAAAAUCUUAAAAAAAUCUUCUGAGCUGGAGGUGUACCUUCCAGCAACACAGCUGGUUCUGUGUGUCCCCGUGGGUACUUGGGUGCUGGUUGUCCGCAGCUAGGUUGGUAUGUUCAGAGUCACACACUCCUGUCCUCGACUCACAGAAGAGCUGUCCGUGCCCUGUGCCGCAAACUCUGUUGAUCUCCAGACACAGUUUUAGCAGCUCCCCAUGUGGGUGCCAGGCCACUGGAAAAAAGGAGGCUAGGGUGCUGUCCCCGUGUCUGUGUCUCAGCCGGGGAGGAGAACAGAGGAGGCUAUAAAGAGUCAACCUAUAGAACCCAGAUUAUAUUCUGGGGUCACUUCCUGUAGAGGCACUCUGUCCUACAUAUAUUUUUUUGGUCCUAUGCAUUUUAAAAGCCCUAAAAGGAUUCCUUACGUUUUAGUCCAAAAGAUUAUCUGGAGUGUUCGAGAAAAGGUCAAACUUGAUCUGUUCUGUGGACUCUCAGAAGACAGAAAUGAUUAACUUCACACAUGAAAGAGUAAGCUUUAGCUAUAGGGAAACGUUCUCCGGCCAUGCCAGCUAAUGGGGGCUUUUUUGUGUCUAUUUUUAUACGUUUCAAAGAAGAAGUGCUAAACCGUGUCACCCAGGUGCCCAGUCUGUAGGCCUUUAGAGAAAGGCAGGAGCAUUUCUCUCGUCGCUACAGAGGUUGGGGGACGUCCUUGGAGGAAGGAGGGACCGGACCUGGCUUGGGGAAAUGCGGGUAGGGUUGAGGAAGAAGAACCCACGUGAGCACAACUCUGGCCCCGGACCUGGGUGGGGCGGGGGGGGGGGGGUCAAGGAGCCCAGCUGGGUAGGGGAGCUGGAUCAGGAGCUGCCGCAUGUUCUCGGGCCCACAGACCAGGGAUUGUUGACCUUGUUGGGAAUUCCCUAGGAGCUGGUGAACUGACCAGGGUCUGGGCCCCUCCCUGCAGACGCAGGGCCCAGGAAUCUGCUGGUUUUUUUUUUUUUUUAAAGAUUUUAUUUAUUUAUUUGACAGAGAGACAGAGACAGCGAGAGAGGGAACACAGCAGGGGAGUGGGAGAGGGAGAAGCAGGCUUCCCGUGGAGCAAGGAGCCCCAUGUGGAACUCUAUCCCAGGACCCUGGGAUCAUGACCUGAGCCGAAGGCAGACAGGUCUGCCUGUCUGAGGUCUGCCUGACUGAGCCACCCAGGCGUCCCAGGAAUCUGCAUUUUAACUGGCAGCUCAGCGGACCGUGCUGCAGGUGGCCUGUGGAUGGUGCUGGGACACCUGCUGGCAUGGGCAGCAGGGCACCAGUGAAGAUACCACUGGCUGAGUGAAUGGUGGCUGUAGCCGGGUGUGGAGGUGUUGGGGUCAGGCUCAGGGCCGGGGGAGGCAGAGAGCCUGAUUAGGAGUCUUGUAGGAGGGGCUCAGGUGGGGUAAGAGGCUGGGAGGAGGCAGAUCUCGAGACACGGAUACUGGGUAGAGCCGUUUGCUAGGACCGCCUUACUCAAAGUGUGAUCCCCGGGCCCGAGUAUCGCAUCCCCUGGGAGCUCCUUACAAGUCAGAAGGUCGGCCUCACCCCAGACCUGCUGGAUCAAAAUACGACUCUUAACAAGAUUCAGGAGGCACUAUGCUGGCUCUUGCCUUUCAGUGUUUAAGGAAAAUACUUGAGUGGGAAAGGGGAGGGUGGUUCAUUUGAUGAACUCCAGUAAAAACGCAAGGAAAACACUGAGGCCCAUCCCGUCGCACAGAGGCUAAGCGCCUCUCGCGAUAGUGGGAGGUCAGGUGAUAAGUUCACCCCAGGACAGAGUCCUAGCUCCCAGCUCUGACGUCCCUCAGCUGCAGGGUGGGUGACUCAGGUCAGGGGUCUGCCUGCUCGGAUUUGAACCCUUCCUGUACUGCUUAUGAGCCAUGUGGUCUUAGGCAAGUUACUUCACCUCUCUGAGUCUCCGUUUCCGCAUCAGAAUGCGGGGAUAGGGCUAGAGCUCACCUGCCGCGGUGAGACCAGGCGAGAGGGAUGGCCUGCGCCACGCGGGUCUACCGUCAGUGAGGUCUACGUGGUGAUCAGUGUCCUGUCCACACAGCAAGCUCCGUUUUACCGUUUUCUUCAUGCACGUUACCUCGUUUGGUUAAAUGUCUGUGAAAUCGCAUGUAGUCCCAUGGGCACAGAUGAGCCCUCAGAUCACGUUGUGGGUUCCAGCCGAGAGUAGGGUACGUGCAAGGUGGACGGACUCCCCAGGCUCCCUGGGGGUGUGUGAUGUCCACCACGUGUCAUCCUGACUCUGCCACCACAGACAUCGUUCUGGGGGAUCUGGGGCCCCCCUAGCACCUGCAGCAUCCUCACAACACAUGCCAACACUUGGAGGGCGGGGGGUCUGUCCCGACCAACUGCCACAGAUCAGCCACGUGACCGCCCACCGAGCGCGGGCCGGCCCACCCGCCGGCUCUGAGCCUGCCCGUGAGGAUGGGCCACAGGCGGGUCCUCGAUGGCACGUGUGCGGCUUCCCCUGUGUCACCCCUCCGUGGCCCUGCACGGGCAGCCUCAUGCCGCUUGUAUGCGGGAGGGAGCCACGGGACUGCGACCCUACGGUGGAGCCAUGGGACCUGCCUGACGUCAGAGCCUGGGUACCUCCCAGCCUCUGAUCGUGGCACAGUUGCCGUUCUCCGUCACGGGUGUGAGGGACCCUGCAGUCUGCUGUGGGCCUGGCGCCGGCCGGCGCCCACGAGCAGGUCUCCCCAGCGGCCUGGCAGGGGCCCAUCUCUCCUGGAAGGCGAUCGGAGCGACUGCCUGGGGGUGGCCACCGCACCGGGGCCACAGAGGGUGGGAGAGAAUGGGCCCAGUGUCCGCCUGGCGCAGGAGGCCAGACGGCGUCCACCUCGCCUUCCGUCUACUGCUCUGAGUGGGGCUUGUGUCGGGACGGGGGCUGUGGUUUCCCUGAGGGGUUGAAGGCAGCCGGCGUGGCGCAGGCAGCCGUCCAGCUCUGGGGGAGCAGGAUUACAAGACCAGAGGGAGAACCCCAGGAUGCUCAGAACACUCUGGGCUCAAGUUAGCAAGUGGGGCCAGGCUUGGAGGUGGCAGCUUGGAGGAGCUGGGGAUGUGGGCGGAGGGCAAGGAGGCGUCUGCUGGGCGUCAUGGGGUUUUCAGUUCCUGAACUGGGAGCUGACUCCAGUUUGCACUCCAGUUCUGCACUUUGUCCCCAAGAAGUCUGUCAGGAGGUUUUAUGUUUUCAUCCAUUUGUGUGUCUCCUAGAAAAGCCAACUCGGUGGCAUUGGGGUGCUGGCCUCCGUGGGCCUGGCUCAGGGUGACCGAGUGGGUUAGGGCGCUCGGGAGCAGGAGAGGCGCAUCCAGGUGUUACUAACCGUCACCAGUUAACAGAAGAUGAGCCGGUGGACCGCUGCAUCGAAGGGCGCAGUCUCCCUUCCCUCCAGGUGUCUUCCAGAGCAGACGAGGGGACAUUCACAGCUCUCCCCACCUGCUUGGACACCACCGUGGCCGUUCCCAAGGUGGAAAAAGCUCAAUCGCUGGCAUUUGAGACUCGGACCCAAACUCCCAUCUGGCCCGUGAGCCGGGGAGGCCGUCCAGUCCCUCUGUGUUUCCACGGCUUUGGUUUGGACACGCGCUCUUCCUUUCUCUUGGGCGUGCGCUGAGACAUGCGGUUGCUGGGACAUAUGGUAAAUCUGCGUCUACCUUUUCAGAAUCGGCCAAACUGUUUUCCAAAACGGCUGCACCGUGUCGCAUUCCGCCAGCAGCGUGGGAGGAUUCUGGCUGCUCCGCGUGCUCACCAACACGUGUUACGGUCCGUCUGUUUCGUUACUGCCAUCCCGGUGGGCGCGAACGGUCCCUCGUAGCUUCCACGUGCACCCCCCCCAUGACGGCCGAUGCUAAAAUCUCACGCUUUAUGAGCCACGUGCCUCCUCUUUAGUCAAGUGUCUAUUUUGCUUUUUUUUUUUUUCCCAUUUAAAACUUGGAUUAUUUGUCUUAUUACAUCUUGAGUGGCUUAUAUAAUCUGGAUUCAAGCCUUCUGUUGCAUAUGUGAUUCGCAGGUACUUCUUGCCACUCUGUGCUUUUUGUUCUCACCUAUGAAUGAGGUCUCUUGGCAUGCCAAGGUGUUUAGGAUCGAUAACACCUUCUUAACCAGUUUCUUUGGUUGAUUGUGCUUUGGGGAUCGUAUCCAAGAAAUCUUUGCCUAACUCAAGGUCACGAAGAUACGCUUAUGUCUCCCGCUGAAGCUGUAGCUUUAGACCUAAUGUUAAGGUCUGUGCUCCAUUUUGAGUUCGUUUUUAUGUGUGGUGUAUGAUUUUGCAUGUGGCUAUCCAACUGUCCCAGCACAAUCUGUUGAGAAAACACCCAGACUGUUCCUUCCCCCGUCGAAUUCCCGGGGCACCUCUGCGAAUCCCCGCCACUCACGUUCAGCACCCCAGCUCUCUCUCUCCCCGCCUCUUGCUCAUCGUGGUGGUCGGCAGAGUGGCUGGAUGGCAUGCUAACCGCUAUUCUAAGUGUCUCACUGGGUGAUCACGUUUACCAAAAGCAGGCGGCAGUGUGAGCAGCCUUGGCCGGUCGAAUGUGGACCAUAUGCCAGCUGUGUGAUCUCGGUUAAGUUUCUUCAUCGGUCCCUGCCUCAGUUUCCCCAGCUGUGAACCAGGGGUGCUGGUAGCCCCUUACCUCACAGGGUUAUUGUAAGAAAGAUGGGCAGGUACACGUAACUGAUGUUCCGUGGAUGCGGUGUUGUUUUCCAACUCCCGCCGUGCCUCUGGGCUGGCCUUGCUCAGCCCGGCUGCGCACAGACUAAAAGGAAAGCAGGGGGCGCCUGGGCGGCUCAGUCGGUUGAGCGACUGCCUUCGGCUCAGGUCAUGAUCCUGGAGUCCCGGGAUCGAGUCCCGCAUCGGGCUCCCUGCUCGGCAGGGAGUCUGCUUCUCCCUCUGACCCUCCUCCCUCUCAUGCUCUCGGUCUCCCAUUCUCUCUCUCAGAUAAAUAAAUAAAAAAACGUUAAAAAAAAAAAAAAACGAAAGCAGGGAGGGGUGGCGGAGGGGCACUCGGCACAGCCUGCAGCUGUCUAGGAAGGGGCUCCUUUAGCCCACCGGUCUGGCUGAUUUUGACAUCAGCUGCCGGUGGACACAGUGUGAGUCCACACUUUUUUGGUGUAAAUGCCCCUCCUUUUCUAGGAGGGCCUGCAGGGCACGGGUCCCUUCCGGAUGCCAACGCGUCCCCCUCUGAUAACCCCACAAGAGAAGAACUGCGAAUCCCGAAAGCAGAAGCUUAAGCCCCCUCUGAGUGGUUUGCAGUGGAUUCUAGUACCAUGCAUUCUCUCCCCCCCACACACACACACCUGCACACGUGCACACACACCUGGCCUCACAGGCUCCUUCGCCACCUUUUCUUCCUCCCAUUUGUAAGCAGCUCCCCCUGCAGAGCCCGGACCCUUGCACCCUUCCAUCCCUGCCUAGGGUGGGGGUCUCAGCCUCGGCACUGUUGACAUGGGGGGCUGAGCCCCUGUUCAUUGUGGGGACCUCUUGGCCAACGCGGGAUGUCGAGCAGUGUCCCUGGCCUGCAUGCACUAGAUGCUCCCCCUCCCUGCAGUUAUGACAACAAAAAAUGUCCCCAGACGUUGCCACGUGUCCCCUGGAGAGCAAAAACCACACCCCGGGGAAAACAGCCGCCCCACAGGGUCUCGUUAAAGGUGUGCAAGACAGACUGGGAACCGAGCCUGGGCCCUCACGGGCGGGUCUUGGCAAAAGUGACCCGGAGGGACGCGCUUUAGAGCUUGUCCUGCAUCCAGAGCUGCGUGUGCCUUGUCUCCAGGGCUCGCUCUUCUCAGAACGCUCCGGGCAGCAGAGUGUGUCCUGGUCUUGUGGGCUCGGCACGGGACAGCUGUGGCAGGUAUGGCCCCUCCGCCCCCGGCGCCGUGACUCCCGCUCUUGGUUCCCACCACUUUUGCUCUGAAGCCGUGCCUGCCCAGGUCGCCGACAUGAAAAGAAACGCAGACCGAGCCGCUCGGCGGAGUCCCAGCCCCGACCACGAGGUCGCGUGCUUGAGGCAGACGCACAGGUUGCUGCAAGUCCGCGAGAAAGGAGCCCUCGCCCUGCAGAGGCGACAAGACCCCCAGCAGAAGAGCCCGCAGCGCCUGGCCGAGGAGCUGGAGGCUGGGUGGCAGGAGGCCCCCAGCCUGCAAGGCCGGGGCCUGGAGUGGCCAUAUUUAGCACAUCUGUCAGGCACAGGGGGAGGACAGGCCAGGGAGCCCCUGCCUGGCUCGCAGGGGCCGGCCCAGCGAGGAGCAGCCCGGCCGCAGAGGGCCACGGAGAAGCACAGAGCAGCCGUCAGGGAAGAGGAGAGACGCAGAGAAGAGCUAGUCGGACGGCAGCCUUGGCGCACCAAGUCCCAGAGGAAAGCGGUGGGCGCGGAGAAGCAGGGGCCUCCCAGAGCCGCGGGCCGGACCCGUCACCCCCUCUGCCCCCCUGAGAAGAGUAAGGGCAAGCGAGCACCUUCGAUGAAGACCCGUGGUGGCAGCCGUCCCGCUGAGCCCCGGGGGGGCAGAGGGGUGCACAUAGAAGAGUUCUUGGCUGCUGCCGGGGAGCUCGAGCGUCGGGAGAAAGGGGAGAGAAGGAGCCCGGGACGGGCGGAGGCAGCCGGGAAAGGGGGCGGCUCCCCUGGUCAAGGCCCGGACAACAACCGUCAGCAUCAGAGUCCCGAGGGAAAAGCAGAAGACCUAGAAGAGCUGUGGCCCGUUGGCUGGACCCACAGAGGGGGCGCCGCACCCCAGGCGUCUCCGUGCCGGUGCGGGGACAAGAGCAGGUGGCAGAGGGAGCUUGAGUUUGCCUUCCAGGAGCUGUUUAACACAAACAGAGAGCUGAAGAAGCACCUGAACUUGCACCUUGCAGCGGGGCCCGGGGUGGAUCAGAGCUCCAGGGAAGAGCUUGGCCUCUCCGAGGUGCAGGAGUGUAGAGGUGAGCCCCAGAGAGACAAGACAGCGGUGGGUGCAGAGGCGGACGUGCAGCCUGGCGGGGAGCCCACAUGCCCAGUGCAGGCGGAUACCCACCAGACCAAGUCCCAAACCAGCUUGAAGGAGUUCCUGAACAAGCUCAAGAACCAGAAAUAUCUCCGGUUGGCCAAGUUCCCACGUAAGACUGAGAGUGAACCGCUGUCUCCCAAGGCAAGAGUAUUUAUUGGUGAAGAGAACCGGCUCCUUGGUGGCAUGGGCUCUGGACAAGCAGCGGCCAGACCGGACCCGCUGGUGGAGGACGCCUAGCGCCGGUCCCCGCGGGAUCAGGCAGACGGAGUUGGCCUGGCAGCGUUGUGGCAGGGACCGGGUGGGCAGUUGGAGCUGUGGCACCGCAUGGGCCCCCCGGGGCUGAGCUGGGAAGCCCACUCCCAGGCCGGGCUGGAAGAGCAGAGAGAACAGAGAAGGGCGUGCCUGGCCCGCCUGAAGUCUUUCUCCUCCCUAGACCAGGGGAAGGAAGGGGCAUGUGAGCACACUUCCCUCUGGGCCCCCAGCUUCAUGGACGAUGACAGGCACAGUCAGAUGAUCCAUGACCUUCAGCAGCAAAUUGAAGAGCAAAACAAGUUGCACAAGCAAUUUCUUGAAGAAGCCAGGAAAUGCUUGCAAGAGUUUCAGAGGAUAGGAUAAGAGCGAGCGUCCCACCCAUGAUAAAUACAUCACUGAUAGCGAGCGUGAUGCCGGAAAUGGUACCCAAGCCUCUGAGAGUCUGUGUGCGCGUCCCCCGCUCAGACCCCGGCGGGCCACCUGUCCCCCCCGAUGGCCUCCGGGGGCGCAUCCUCCUUCCC